AUGGCGUCAAACACCAUGGCUGGUGGCCUUGUGGCUGGUUCUCAUGCACGCAACCAACUCCAUGUUUUGCAUGGCGUUGAUGAAGAGCGUCGACCUCCAACACGUGAAUCUACUACAACCGACAAAAUAUGCCGGAUUUGUGGAGACGAGAUCGGAUUUAAGGACAAUGGUUUGCUGUUUGUGGCAUGUUAUGAGUGUGGAUAUCCAGUUUGCAAGGCUUGUUAUGAGUACGAGAGAAGUGAGGGCAACAAGAGUUGCCCUCAGUGCCACACUCGAUACAAGCGUCACAAAGGUUGUCUUAGAGUUGUAGGGGAUGAAGAAGCUAAUUAUGACGAGGAUCUUGAAGAUGAAUUUCGGCUCAACAAGGGACAAAGGGACUAUAAUCAGAAUCAAAAUCAUACCAAUGGCGCUGCCAUUCCUUCUGUUACAGCAAGUGUUGAAGGAAAGGAUUUUGAAGGUGAAAAAGAAAAUUACAACAAUGAAGAAUGGAAGGAAAGGGUGGAAAAAUGGAAAACUAGGCAAGAGAAGAGAGGACUUGUUACAAAAGCAGAUGAUGGAGGAAAUGAUCAAGAUGAUGAUGAUGAUUAUAUUAACGCUGAAGCUCGGCAGCCACUCUGGCGAAAAGUCCCGAUUCCUUCAAGCCUAAUCAAUCCCUAUCGCAUAGUCAUUGUCAUUCGUUUAGUCAUCCUAUGUUUCUUUUUCCAUUUUAGAAUCUUAACCCCGGCAUAUGAUGCUUAUCCCUUAUGGAUUAUCUCUGUGAUAUGUGAAAUAUGGUUCGGCUUAUCCUGGAUACUUGAUCAGUUUCCCAAAUGGUUUCCCAUAAACCGCGAAACUUAUCUAGAUCGUUUGUCCUUGAGGUUUGAGCGAGAGGGUGAGCCUAACCGGCUUCUCCCCGUUGAUGUCUUUGUCAGUACUGUCGACCCUCUUAAGGAACCUCCCAUUAUUACUGCAAACACGGUCCUUUCAAUCUUGGCUGUAGAUUAUCCAGUUGAGAAAGUGACUUGCUAUGUGUCGGAUGAUGGAGCCUCGAUGCUUCUGUUUGAUGCAUUGGCUGAAACAGCUGAGUUUGCGAGGAGGUGGGUGCCAUUUUGCCAAAAAUACAGCAUUGAACCUCGGGCUCCAGAGUACUACUUCUUUGAGAAAAUUGACUACCUAAAAGAUAAGGUUCAGCCUACUUUCGUGAAGGAUCGUAGGGCCAUGAAGAGAGAAUAUGAAGAGUUCAAAGUAAGAAUUAAUGCGUUGGUGGCAAAAGCACAAAAGAAACCAGAAGAAGGAUGGGUAAUGCAGGAUGGGACUCCAUGGCCUGGGAACAACACUCGUGAUCACCCAGGAAUGAUUCAGGUGUAUUUGGGAAGUGAAGGUGCACUCGAUGUUGAAGGUAAGGAGCUGCCAAGACUAGUUUAUGUUUCACGUGAAAAGCGACCUGGCUAUCAGCACCAUAAGAAAGCCGGUGCCAUGAAUGCACUGGUUCGAGUUUCUGCAGUACUUACUAAUGCACCCUUCAUGUUGAAUCUGGAUUGUGAUCAUUACAUCAACAACAGCAAGGCUAUGAAGGAAGCAAUGUGCUUUCUUAUGGAUCCCCAAAUUGGGAAGAAGCUGUGCUAUGUCCAAUUUCCACAGAGAUUUGAUGGUAUUGAUCGUCAUGACAGAUAUGCAAAUCGCAAUGUUGUAUUCUUUGAUAUCAACAUGAAAGGCCUAGAUGGUAUCCAAGGACCUGUUUAUGUUGGCACUGGGUGUGUUUUCAACAGGCAGGCAUUGUACGGCUAUGAUCCACCUACGUCUGAGAAGCGGCCAAAAAUGACUUGUGACUGCUGGCCAAAGUGGUGCUGCUGCUGUUGUGGUGGCUCUAGGAAGAAGUCGAAGGGUAAGAAAAAAGGAUUUAAGGCUAUGCUUGGCCUUGGAGGACUAUAUAGUAAGAAGAAAAUGAUGGGCAAACAGUACUCCCGGAGAUCGUCAGGACCAGCAUUUGAUCUUGAAGAGAUUGAAGAAGGUCUUGAAGGAUAUGAUGAGUUGGAAAAAUCAUCACUCAUGUCCCAAAAGAAUUUUGAGAAACGGUUUGGAAUGUCACCAGUUUUCAUUACUUCCACUCUCAUGGAAGAUGGUGGCCUCCCUGAGGGAACAAACCCCGGUUCUCUUAUCAAAGAAGCCAUUCACGUUAUUAGUUGUGGAUAUGAAGAGAAAACGGAAUGGGGCAAAGAGAUUGGAUGGAUUUAUGGUUCAGUUACAGAAGAUAUUUUGACAGGCUUCAAGAUGCAUUGUAGAGGAUGGCGGUCUAUUUACUGCUCACCCAAGCGACCUUGUUUCAAGGGAUCAGCUCCAAUCAAUCUGUCAGAUAGGUUGCACCAAGUCCUGAGAUGGGCUCUUGGUUCUGUCGAAAUCUUCCUCAGUCGUCAUUGUCCACUUUGGUAUGGAUAUGGAGGAAAGCUAAAAUUGUUAGAGAGACUUGCUUAUAUUAACACCAUCGUGUAUCCGUUCACUUCCAUUGCUCUGAUAGCCUAUUGCACACUUCCGGCUGUGUGUCUUCUUACUGGAAAAUUCAUUGUUCCAACUCUAAACAACCUGGCAAGCAUAUGGUUUAUGGCUCUUUUCCUCUCCAUCAUAGUGACAGGCGUGCUUGAGCUCCGAUGGAGUGGGGUAAGCAUUGAGGACUGGUGGCGCAAUGAGCAAUUCUGGGUCAUCGGUGGCGUUUCAGCACAUCUCUUUGCAGUCUUCCAAGGUCUUCUCAAGGUCCUCGCCGGAGUUGACACAAACUUCACUGUAACAGCAAAAGCUGCUGAUGAUGCAGAGUUUGGAGAGCUCUACCUCUUCAAAUGGACAACUCUUCUCAUUCCACCAACCACGCUGAUUAUCCUAAAUAUGGUUGGUGUUGUAGCAGGAAUUUCUGAUGCUAUUAACAAUGGAUAUGGUUCGUGGGGUCCUCUCUUUGGAAAGCUAUUUUUUGCUUUCUGGGUUAUUGUUCACCUCUAUCCUUUCCUCAAGGGGUUGAUGGGAAGGCAAAACAGGACUCCUACAAUUGUGGUUCUGUGGUCAAUUCUACUGGCUUCAAUCUUUUCACUUGUUUGGGUUCGAAUUGAUCCCUUCUUGCCCAAACAAACUGGCCCUAUACUGAAACAAUGUGGAGUGGAAUGCUAA
This is a messenger RNA of Fraxinus pennsylvanica, 3132 nucleotides long. NCBI's taxonomy places the organism in Eukaryota, Viridiplantae, Streptophyta, Magnoliopsida, Lamiales, Oleaceae. The record is from the annotation of a GenBank genome assembly.